Nematocida minor is the source of this 1146-nucleotide messenger RNA. Its product is annotated as mRNA export factor. The transcript has a single exon. Gene Ontology annotation, molecular function: ubiquitin binding. The coding region runs from base 1 to 1146 and encodes 381 amino acids. The record is from RefSeq and is a predicted model, not a curated record. NCBI's taxonomy places the organism in Eukaryota, Fungi, Microsporidia.
AUGUACAACUCAAAUACGUCUGCAUCGCUGCAGCAAAAUAAAGAAACAACGUUAAACGAUUUCAUAGUACAGCAGGCUCCAUCUGACUCUAUAUCAUCGAUAAAGUACAGCCCGUGCGAGGACAUCCUGACUGCGUGCUCGUGGGACGGGUCUGUGUACAUCUACGCCCCCAGCAAUCCUAACUCCCACGAAACAAUGUCUCUUAAGACGUCCAUCCCCAACCCCAACGGAUCUCCCAUUCUGUGCAGCUGUUUCUCAGGAGACGGGCGCUAUCUCUUCACUGGGAGCGCGGAUGGAGUGAUCAGAGCUGUGGACAUGACAAGCGGAAACAUGUCUGAGCUGGGAAGCCACUCCAUGGCUGUCAGCUGCAUGGCGUUCACCAAUGCAAUGACUCUGAUGAGCGGCAGCUGGGAUAAGACAGUGAAGGUGUGGAGCAUCAGCAACCUGCAGGCGCCCCCAAAGGAGCUAAUAAUGGAGGAUAAAGUCUUUGCCAUGGACAGCAAAAUGAACACUGUAGCUAUUUUGUUGAGCAACAAUUUGGUCUCUUAUGACGUGUACACUUUGGAAAAGAUACAGACUGGAGGCGCCUCAGGCUUUGGGAAAAUGAGAACAGGCGUGGGAAUGUCGUACGGCGGGAGCACAGUGCAGCAGAGCAAGUACCAGGUAAAAAGCACAUGGCAGCUAAGGAGCGUAGCCUGCUCCAAUGAUGGACAGGAUGCAAUAAUUGGAACAACAGGGUCAAAGUCAGAAAUAGUUGGGCUGCGCCCAAGUAAUGCAAUAACCACCCUCUACUAUUCAUUCAGGUGCAAGCACACCCAGGGAGACAGGAAUGUGUACCCUGUGAACUCUGUGCAGUUCCACCCCGCAUUUCCGCACACAAUGCUUACCGCUGGAUCUGAUGGGGUAGUUAUCCUGUGGAACAGACAGGCAAAGUGCAGACUGGCAAUAGCUGGCCCAGGCGUGUCGGGAAGCGAUAAUGCAGGAAUCACUGCGACUGCGUACAACCACACAGGAAGAUACCUAGCCAUAGCUGUGGGGUACGACUGGUCCCAGGGCUACAAGGCGCAGAUCAGCACGCCUGUGGAGAUAAGGAUAGUUAUGAUACCGGAAGACACGCACAAUAAAACAGGAAUGAGAGCCAUAUAA